Molecule: messenger RNA, 5102 nt
Organism: Sphaerodactylus townsendi
Lineage: Eukaryota; Metazoa; Chordata; Lepidosauria; Squamata; Sphaerodactylidae
Gene: UBN2
Product: ubinuclein 2
Exons: 17
Coding region: 1-4029 (1342 amino acids)
Cellular component (GO): nucleus
Source: RefSeq, a predicted model, not a curated record
AUGAUGGCGGAGCCACGCCGGGUGCCGUUCAUUAGUCUGUCACCCGUGAGGCGGCGAGAAGGCGAGACCCCGGUGUUCGAGCGAGAGCCUGGAGGGAUUCGCGAGGUAGAGCAGCCAUUGGUGCGUGAGGCCCUAAAGCUGCCCGAGCAGCAACACCACGAUAGCUGUCGGACGGAGCCGCCACCGCUGCAGCCGUUCGAAACCUGUCCUCGGACGGAGCCCCAGUUAUUGCCUUUGCUGCCACGCGAGAUCGGUCGGCCCGAGCCGAAGCCGCUGCUGCAACCUCAGCGCGAACCCCCAAGGCCAGAGCCGCCGCCCCCGCCGCCGCCACACCAGCAAUUACCGCACGAAAGCAACCGGCAGGAGUCGCCGCCGCCGCCGCCGCCGCCGCCGCCGCGUCAGACAGUCCGCCUGGAGUUGGUACUGAAAGAUCCCACUGAGGAGAGCUGCGUGGAGUUCAGCUAUCCCGAAUUGCUGUUGUGUGGUGAGCCCCGGAAAAAGUCCACAGUGGUUGAUCCAUUUAAUGAUGAAGAGCGUGAGCAACAUGAAGUGGAAAUGCUGGCUAAGAAGUUUGAAGCAAAAUAUGCAGGAAAGACUCACAAGCAUCGGAAGGACCGCCUUCAGGAUCUCAUUGACAUAGGCUAUGGCUAUGAUGAAACUGAUCCUUUUAUUGAUAACUCAGAAGCUUAUGAUGAACUGGUUCCUGCAUCAUUGACUACAAAAUAUGGAGGCUUUUACAUAAACACUGGAACUCUGCAGUUCCGCCAGGCAUCUGACUCUGAGGAGGAAGGCUUUACAGAAGGCAAAAAGCAUAGGCCAUCUAAAGUAGCUAAACUGAAAGAUGGUGAGGACCGUGGAAUGAAGAAGCGCAAACGGAAAGAGGAAGAGGCAGAGAAGGAGAAAAAGCCACGAAAGAUGAAAGUUUCUAAGCAGCUGGGAGUGGUGGCCUUAAAUUCACAUAAAUCUGAAAAGAAAAAAAAGAAGCAGUACAAGGAUUCAUUCUCAUUGUCUGCUAUGAUUCAAAAGUUGCAGAAGGAAGAGGAAGCUUUCAGGAAGAAAGAAGUGACUCAGAAUUGCACCGUGGCUGUUUCCAACUCUGCACCCAAUAAACUCCCAGCUGCCCCAGCCACUGCUGGAAGUGACAUCUCUGACUUGAACCUCAAUGUUACAGACCUUUCUAUUUUUGGCUGCACAAAUGAGCAUGAGCUCCUGCAGGAAACCGAAAGUGCCCUAGAGAUCCUGGGAGAUAUUGACUUGGAUAGGCUGCUUGAUGGUGCCUCCAAUGGCAGCCCAGUUUCUGAACCAUCUGGGGAAAAUGGAAGUUCCACUCAUCCAUCUCAUCCCUCUGAGAUCCUGACAUUGAAACAGGUCCCUGCCCUCCCAGAACGUCUGCCAGCACAUCUGGAAAAGCGCAUUGAAGAUCUUAGAAAUGCUGCCAAGCUCUUUGAUGAAGAAGGUAGAAAGAAAUUCUUCACACAGGACAUGAACAAUAUCCUGCUGGAUAUUGAGCUGCAGUUACAGGAAUUGAGUCCUCACAUCUGCAAUGGAGUGUACUCUCACCUCGAGGCUUUCGUGCCAUGCAAUAAGGACACAUUGAUAAAACGUUUGAAGAAGCUUCACCUCAAUGUUCAGGAUGACUGCUUGAAGGAACCAUUGCAAAAACUGAAAUUGGCUGUCAGCAAUGUCAUGCCUGACCAGUUAUUCAAAUACCAGGAGGACUGCCAGGCCCACAGUCAGGCCAAGAAUGCCAAAUUGCAGGCAGAAGAUGAACGAGAAAAGAAUGGCUCAGAAGAGGAAGAUGAUGAGAAGCCAGGAAAGAGGGUUGCAGGACCAAGAAAGAAAUUCCACUGGGAUGAUACAGUGAGAUCCUUGCUUUGUAACCUUGUCAAGAUAAAACUGGGAUGCUAUGAGUUGGAACCAAACAGAAGCCAGUCUGCAGAAGAUUACCUCAAGACCUUUAUGGAGACAGAGGUUAAACCACUGUGGCCUAAAGGUUGGAUGCAAGUUAGGAUGCUCUUUAAAGAAAGCCGGAGUGUUCAUAAUCAUCUUACAUCUGCUCCGGCAAAAAAGAAAGUGAUUCUUGCACCUAAACCCAAAGUGAAGGACACUAGUCCAAAGAAGGAGCAGAGAAGCUCUACCGCUUUUAUGUCAUCUUGUGUUCCUGCUUCAAGUACCACCAUAUCUGUCAGUGGCCUGGCUAGUUCUAGCUGUAAUCUAACUCCAGAGACAAUUUGCCUGGAUGAUUCACUGGAUGAAGACCUCUCCUUCAAUCCACCUUCACUAGAUUCUAUUUCUGAUGCUCUGGCUGUUAUUAACAAUGGAGCUAAAAAUUCUCCUGUUGGAACCUCUGUAGAAACACCAACUUCAAGACCUCGGCCUGGGUUGAGAGAAGAAAAGUUAGCAAGUAUAAUGAGCAAGUUACCUCUGUCAUCCUCAAAAAAGAUUGAGGCCGUUCAGACGCCACACUCCUCAAGUCUUAUAGCUGGGCACACAGCACCAGUACCAAAGAAAUCCCAAGAUUUGCUUCAGACUGGUAUAUCUUCAGGUCUUAUUGCUGGAUCUUCAAUUCAGAACCCCAAGGUUUCCUUGGAGCCUUUGCCAGCCAAACUUCUACAACAAGGAUUACAGAGGUCAAGCCAAAUUCAAGCUGCUUCCUCUUCACAGGCCCAUAUUUCUUCCUCCUGUAAAGUCCAAGCCACAACUACCCCCGCUUCACAGAGGCCCAAGGAUACGACUGUCCUCAUAACCUCUUCAGAAGGCCAAAGUUGCGGCUCUUCAACUUUACAAAUAACCAAGGUUCACCAGCAGUCGGCUGCCCAACAAAAAUAUGUGUCACCUCUACAAGCAACUAUUAGUAAAUCUCAAACAAACUCUGUUGUGAAAUUAAGUAGCAAUCCCAGACUGUCAUGUUCAUCUCCAGUUACCAAGACUUCAGAUAAACAAGUAGUAUAUCGCCUUCCUUUGCCUAACACCACCUCUGGAAGUAGUUCUCAAAUGGCUCACCCACUUGUGUCUCGAACAACGUCCAGUACCUCUACCUCUAGUAACUAUUUAACCAAGGCCAUGGUAUCGCAGGUUUCUGCCCAGGGUUUCAAGCCUCCUUUCUCCAUGGCUCCCUCCCCCAAACUUGCUCCCUCUCCCAAGCCCACAGCAUCCAAGCCUCCUGUAACAUCCAAGCCUACUACAUCACCUAAAUUGUCAUCAUCCAAGUCCACUCCAACACCCAAGCCCACGUCAUCUUCCAGUUCUUCCAGUUCAAGUGCACUAGUAUCCCAGAGUAGUCACUCCAGCAGCAAUUCCCUUCAUAAACAGCACAGUGGAGUAAAUGUCAGCAGGCAGUCUCCUACACUUAAUUUACUGCCCUCUAAUCGCACCUCAGGCCUUCAACCAGCAAAGAUCCCUCAGGCCCCUGCAAAAGUGUCCAGCUCUUCUGCCUCUGGAACUGUGGGCAAAAAUAAUUUGAGUGGAGUUGGAAUGAAUGUACCUGUCAACAGGGGCAGCAACCUUAAUACAGGUGGAGUUAACAGGACUAAUCUCUCUGGGGCAGCAGGAAGUGGAACACAGGGUGCUACUAAACAAUUGUCAGCUCCACAUAGACCAGCUUCUGCCUCAGGGUCUGCAGGUGUUACAGCCAGUGUGCAGUCAACAGCAGGUGCAUCGUUGCUGGCAAAUGCUUCCCCGUUGACUCUCAUGACACCAUCCCUGUCUGUAACCAAUCAGAAUGUGGCAUCUGCUCCAUUGACUCCUUUUGGGAUGCUGGGUAGCCUUGUUCCUGUGACCAUGCCCUUUCAGUUCCCAUUGGAGCUACUUGGCUUUGGAACAGACACAGCUGGAGUGACAAGCACCUCGGGAUCUACCUCAGCAGCUUUCCAUCACAGCCUGACUCAAAAUUUACUGAAGGGUUUACAGCCAGGAGCUCAGCACACAGCAACUCUGUCUCACACACCUCUGCCUGCUCACUUGCAACAAACAUAUACAGAUGGAGGCCAAAGUAAAGGGGACGCUAAGUUACAAAGGAAAACCCAGUGAGAUUCAGAUGAGCAAGGGGAUUAAAGUGGUUCUGCUUUGCUGAUGGAAACUAACCUGUUGGGAACAUGCUUAAAUGGACACAGAGCUGCUGUUUCUGUCAAUGUUUACAUAUUCUGAUCCCAAGCACUGUGGUGAGAGGAAGAAGAAGAAAAAAACUUGAUCAGAGAGAAGGAAAAGGAGGAAAGAUGUUCAUGUGAGAACUACUCAUAGUUUGAUCUCUCAUAAAGAACUCCCAAAGCCUUUAUCCUUUCUGAGUGGCUCAGAAAGGGUUACACAGAAAGGUUCAGUUGUCAAACCUACAGCAGCACAAAAAUCUUCUUUCAGGCUGAUAUCUGAAAAAGAGGAUCUGUGAAAGGAAGCUGAAAUAGACUUCUCCAUCCAUCAUGCAAGUGAGGCCAUCCCAUUCUGUUGGCAAAUGGGAUGUCCCAGGAAUGUCAACAGUAUAUACCAGUUAGGAACAUUAUGUACAGCUCUGAGUAACAUGGAAUGCAGAGCAGAAAAAGAGAUUGUUUAGAAACCGAAAGGAAGAAAAUGCUUUCUCCUUCAAAGUCAAUGCUACUUGUUCCCUGGGUUUUUUUUGAAGAGCUGAAGAUAAUGGUUUUCUUGUUCUGUGCAGAUUGUAGUCAUAGGUAGUGUUAUAGACACUGUAUAUAUGGUGUUAUAUAUAUAGUGUUAUUCCCCCCAUCAGUGCUAAUCAAAAUGAGAAAGGAAAACACUGGUGUGUUCUGUAACCUGUUUAAACUUCUUCUAAGUGGAGCUUACAUGGGAUAUUCUAACUUCAGGUAGUUAAAUAUAAAAUGGGAACUAAUUUGGCUUCAUCAGAGCAGAUCUUACUUUUACUAUCUUCUGAAGGAAGAUUUUCUUUUUGCCCUUAGAUGUGCUGUAUUACUAGAGAGUUGCUUUGUGUCUUUUUUGUUUGUUUUAAGAUUUUCACAAAAUCAAGAAACAUCCAGUUUUUAUUUCUAUGAAGAUAUUUUUGUCUCUGGUAAUCUCCUUCUCCUGAUAGCUCGAAAAAAGUCAAGCACUGUAUUGACCUUGCAGCUAACAAGAAAUACAUGUAGCUUGCUUCUGUG